AUGACGGAUAAUAUGGUAGGAGCGCUCGUUGGUUCGACAGUAGCCAUGAUAUGUAUCACUACACUGGUUGUCUCGAUACGAAUGGCUGUUAGAACAAGUCUGAGAACUUACGGCCUCGAUGACGUUCUCAUUACCGCUAGCUGGGUUUUCGCGAUGGGCAUGUUCACUGCGACCAUGAUCUCGGCUCAUUCAGGACUUGGCAGGCAUCACCACGAUGUCAGUGUUUCAGAAUACGAGCAGUUCCUCAAAUUGACUAUCGCGACUUCGGCAACGUACAGCUACGGCCUGGCUCUCGCCAAAAUGUCCUUCGCUGUUCUCUACAUACGAAUGCUACCAGAUCGAAGACUCGUGGUGAUGAACAGGGCCAUAAUCCUCUUUCUUUGCGGUCAGGCCAUCGAAGAGAGCCUCAUCCCAAUAUUCCAAUGUAAACCGAUUGCGAAAGCCUGGACCGUGGGUAUGGAAGGGACUUGCCUUGACCUCCCGGUUCUAUGGUGGAGCGGCUUUGGAUUCAAUCUCUGCACCGACUUGAUCUUAUUCAUACAGCCAGUUCCCACUUUAUGGAAGUUGCAACUGCCGCUGGUCAAAAGACUUGGCCUCAUCGCCAUGUUGUCAUUGGGUUUAUUGGUUGUCGCUAUUUCUGUGAUUCGCAUGCACUCCGUCACCGAGAUGGGAAUUGACGACACACGUGAGCAAUCUACCUCUUCAAGACUAAUCGUCAAAGCUGAUACACAUUCUAGCAUCGACACGCUGCCACGAGCCAUCGAAACAAUUGGCCAAACGAGACGAAAACAACGACUCACGUCGGAGUAUGGCAGCGGCCAUGAAAGAUACUACUCUAUUGGGUCAGGUUCUACAGGCAGGACCCUGAGGUAUCCCUUGAGUGUAUUGAGUCGACCCGGGAAGGCUUCGUCCAAGGCAAGAGAGGCACCACAGGAGACGCUACGCACCAGUCUCACAGGCGACAUCAAUAGCAUUGCCAAUCUGCGAAAACUUGGACUGGAGUUUGACUGCGACGUGGAGCGCAGUGCGGGAGAUACGGUCAACGUACCCGAAGAGACAUACUUUCCAAUGGGAAAUUGA
Colletotrichum costaricense is the source of this 1080-nucleotide messenger RNA. RefSeq lists its product as uncharacterized. Bases 1 to 1080 code for a protein of 359 amino acids. The transcript has 8 exons. The record is from RefSeq and is a predicted model, not a curated record. NCBI's taxonomy places the organism in Eukaryota, Fungi, Ascomycota, Sordariomycetes, Glomerellales, Glomerellaceae.